ACAAUAAUGUUCUCCUUUUGUCUCCCUUUAACAUCAUCGCCUUCAGUUGCUUGACUCGUGGGACAGUUCUCGCGGCCAUGUCUAUUACUGCUGCUUAUGAUGCGCAGCCGAGCAAGACUGUAGAUGUGGGCGCUUAUGGCGUGCAGGAUAACGUUCAACAUGGCGACUUUGUUACGGAGAACGAAGAGCGUGAUUUGAGACGUGGUCUUGCGCAGAGGCAUAUCCAGAUGAUUGCGCUUGCUGGUGCCAUUGGAACUGGACUCUUCAUUGGACUCGGAUCUUCUCUGCAGACUGGAGGACCUCUGGGUGCUUUACUUGGCUAUGCUUUCGUCGGUCUAAUUGUUUGUGCCGUCCAAUUCGCCCUUGGAGAAGUCACUGCCCUUCUACCCGUCACUGGAUCGUUUGUCCGCCAUGCCGAGUUCCUGGUCGAUCCUGCUCUGGGAUUUGCUGUGGGUUGGAACAUAGUUUACGGAAAUUGGCUUUCGAUUCCAGCGGAGAUAUCAGCCAUCUGUGUGUUGUUCCAAUACUGGACUGAUAUCAAUUCGUCGCUUUUCAUCGUCAUUUUCAUCAUCUUGACCUUUGUGGUUGGAAUUGCUUUUGUGGGAAUCUAUGGAGAGGUCGAAUUCUUCUUUGCCCUGCUCAAGAUCCUACUGGUUGUUGGACUCAUCAUUCUAGGUCUUUGCAUUGAUCUCGGAGGUGUACCUGGAACUCCCAGAAUUGGGUUCAGGUAUUGGUCAAAGCCCGGCCCCUGGGUUGAGCACAUCGCGACUGGAUCUUGGGGCAACUUCCUCGGCUUCUGGAGCGUCAUGAUCAAUGCAGUCUUCUCCUUUGCUGGUGUCGAAUCUAUCGCCAUGGCCGCAGCCGAAACCAGAAACCCUCGCCAGAACAUCCCCAAAGCGUGUAAAAGAGUCUUUGCCCGUGUUUCUCUUUUCUACAUCCUCACGGUCUUGAUAGUUGGCAUGUUGGUCUCCUCCGACGACGAGCGCCUCCAAGACGAAAGCGGUACUGCUGCACAAUCUCCUUUUGUCAUUGCAGCUUCAGCGGCGGGGAUCAAGGCCAUUCCGUCGAUCGUGAAUGCUGUGGUCAUUACAUCUGCUUGGAGUUCUUCUAAUCAGGCUCUGCUUGCUGGAACUAGAGUACUUUACUCGCUGGCGUUGAAGAAACAGGCACCUGCAAUUUUCCUCCGCACGACUUCUUGGGGUGUGCCUUAUAUGUGCGUGUUGCUUCAGACAGCAUUCAUGUUCUUGGCCUUUAUGAGCUUGAGCUCGGGAGCAUUGACCGUGUUCUACUGGAUGGUUGAUUUGGUCGGCUGUGGAGUUUUGAUCUCUUGGUCUUGCGUCUUGGUCAAUCAUCUCAGAUUGCUGGCUGCGAUGAAGAAGCAGGGUAUCGCGAGAACAGAGUUGCCGUGGCAUAAUAAGUGGACUCCUUACUCCUCUGCCAUUGGAUUGGCAGCGUGUCUGUUGAUUCUUCUCACCAACGGCUUCUCGGUCUUUACUCAUGGUGGUUGGUCUGCGAGCUCCUUCGUUUCGUCUUACCUAGAUAUCCCUCUGAUUUUGAUCGCCUACCUCGGCUGGAAGUACGCCAAGGGUACAAAGUUCGUAGCUCUGGAGGACAUCCCCAUCAGAGCUGCUCUGGACGAGAUCAGGGAUAACCCAGAGACACCUGAGCCGAUGAGAAAAGGCUGGAAAGGUGUUGUGAUGAAGAUGCUUUGGGAGUAGCUUCAACUUCAGUUCUUCUCACACAGUACCAUGCUUCGAUAAUUACAAAUUGAUCAAACCAUCUUUGUGUUC
Messenger RNA from Aureobasidium pullulans EXF-150, 1790 nucleotides. RefSeq lists its product as uncharacterized. Gene Ontology annotation, molecular function: amino acid transmembrane transporter activity. The transcript has 4 exons. Gene Ontology annotation, biological process: amino acid transmembrane transport. Gene Ontology annotation, cellular component: membrane. The coding region runs from base 78 to 1718 and encodes 546 amino acids. The record is from RefSeq and is a predicted model, not a curated record. Lineage: Eukaryota; Fungi; Ascomycota; Dothideomycetes; Dothideales; Saccotheciaceae.